ACAAGUUUCAUGGGUACUUCUGUUUGUCAACAUCUGAAUACUGAGUUCAAGUUAACCAUCCUAAGGAGCAAGAGAGAAUGAAAUCAAAGGAACGGAAGCAUUAGAGCACAGACAGCAGUUAUGACUCCAGCUAUGAACCGUGCAUCGCAAGAAAAGAAGAAGGCACUAAGAAAGGGAAGUGUGGUGAUUACUGGAGCCUCGUCAGGACUUGGUCUUGCCACGGCAAAGGCACUGGCAGAGACAGGGAAAUGGCACGUAAUAAUGGUCUGCAGGGAUUUCCUGAAAGCUGAGAGAGCAGCUAAAUCCGCUGGAAUGUCCAAGGAGAACUACACCAUCAUGCACCUUGACCCCUCUUCCCUUGAUAGUGUCAGGCAGUUUGUGGACAGCUUCAGGCAGUCAGGUAGACCACUAGAUGUGCUAGUAUGUAAUGCAGCAGUUUACCAGCCCACUGCAAGGGAACCAGCUUUCACAGCCGAAGGAUUCGAGCUCAGUGUCAGAACUAACCACCUGGGACAUUUCUUACUAUCCCGGUUGCUAAUGGACGACCUAAAUAAGUCUGAUUACCCAUCUAAGCGCCUCAUCAUCGUCGGCUCCAUAACAGGUAACACAAACACGUUGGCUGGUAAUGUACCUCCAAAGGCCAACCUAGGGGAUCUUCGUGGACUUGCAGGGGGGCUGAAUGGAUUGAACAGUUCAGCCAUGAUUGACGGAGGAAACUUUGAUGGUGCCAAGGCCUACAAGGAUAGCAAAAUCUGCAACAUGCUCACCAUGCAAGAGUUCCACAGACGUUACCACGAGGAGACCGGAAUUACAUUUGCUUCUCUAUACCCUGGUUGCAUUGCCACAACUGGCUUGUUCAGGGAGCAUAUUCCAUUGUUCAGAACCCUUUUCCCCCCAUUCCAGAAGUACAUUACCAAGGGUUAUGUCUCAGAAGAAGAAUCUGGUAAAAGACUUGCACAGGUGGUAAGUGAUACAAGCCUAACCAAAUCAGGUGUUUAUUGGAGCUGGAACAAGGAUUCAGCUUCUUUUGAGAACCAGCUAUCCCAAGAGGCUAGUGAUGUCGACAAGGCACGAAAGGUGUGGGAUGUCAGUGAAAAGCUUGUUGGGUUGGCAUGAAGAGCAGCUAAGCUCACAUAACCACAAGG
Molecule: messenger RNA, 1145 nt
Organism: Papaver somniferum (opium poppy)
Lineage: Eukaryota; Viridiplantae; Streptophyta; Magnoliopsida; Ranunculales; Papaveraceae
Product: protochlorophyllide reductase, chloroplastic
Exons: 4
Coding region: 121-1116 (331 amino acids)
Molecular function (GO): protochlorophyllide reductase activity
Source: RefSeq, a predicted model, not a curated record